AUGGAUUUUAAGAAGCAAAGUAGGCGUGACAGGUUCAUACAGCUGAACAUCAAUGGUUUGAACGUACCUGAACGAAAGACCCAACUGGUACAGCUACUACAAAGGAAGCAGUAUGAUGCCGUUUUUCUCCAAGAGUCCAAGCUCGGUUCAAGGAAUAAGGACCCUAUCAUCAAUGGUUAUACUUUGAUCAGAUUAAACAGACCUAAUGCUCUCAACCAUCGAAGUGGUGGGGGUCUGGCCAUCUACAUCAAAAAUGGUAUAUCCCAUAGUGAGGUUCCUCUGAAAACCAUCGCUCCUCUGGAGGCACAGGCGGUAUCCUUUACCGACAAGUCAAAGGUUUUUUCUAUCGUUAAUAUUUAUCGACCCGAAGUCAAAGGCAAACCUCAACGAUUCAGUGAAUAUCAGUAUGUUUACGAUCAGUUGCCCGGGACCGACAAUAUUGUGCUUGGUGAUUUUAACGCCAAACACGUAUUGUGGGGCUCGCCAACAACUGACACUAAUAGUAGACAAAUUGCUGAGUUCAUUGAGGCCAAUGACCUGGUUAGCAUAAAUGAUGGUAGCAUUACUUAUGUUGGUGCAAUUGCUCCUCUUGGUUCGCAUCUCGAUCUCACAUUAGUAAGCAGUCGGUUAGCUAAAGACUGUACGUGGGAAGCAACCAGUCUUCGAGUUUUCCAACAGAUAACAGAUAAUCUAACCAAAACAAACCAAACCAACGACUACCAUUCGACUACCAAUCAACAAGAAAUACCAUGA
Lottia gigantea (owl limpet) is the source of this 753-nucleotide messenger RNA. RefSeq lists its product as hypothetical. The coding region runs from base 1 to 753 and encodes 250 amino acids. Gene Ontology annotation, molecular function: catalytic activity. The transcript has 3 exons. The record is from RefSeq and is a predicted model, not a curated record. Lineage: Eukaryota; Metazoa; Mollusca; Gastropoda; Lottiidae.